UCCUGUGCCAGACAGGGACUGACGUUCUCGCUCGCACUUGAAACUUGCCACCAAAGAGGCGCGCCCCGGGAGAGGUUUCAGCGCUGCACGCAGGGGCGAGGAUACUGACACCGAACUGCAGCUGAGAGGACAGGCGGACCCCGGCGGCAUUACUUUUCCAGAAACUGGGGGGAAACACUGGAACACGCUUUACUUUACUUACUCCUUUUUGCGAACUUGAAAAUAUGAAGUUGCUGAGAAUUGCGCUCUUGAUCGUCCAUGGUUUCGUGGUGUCCAGAUUGGCCAGCAGCGCCUCCGUUGACAGCUACGAGAGCGCGAAGCCGGCGCAGACCGCGGUCAUAGAUCUUCUGCAGGCGCUGGACGAAAGAGACAGUGCGGACGAUAACGGAGAUCUGGAAUACAGCAACACGGAUGAGUACUACUAUGACGAGGAGGAUGAAGAAGAUUAUUUGUCCGGGGAUUAUGAAGUCGAAGUCCCCAGAGUGGCGUUUUCCACCAAACCGAAGGACCCGUCCAUCGUUCACAGCACGGAGAGGAAGAGGAAGGGCAAAGGCAGGAAGAAGGGCAAGGGCAGGAAGAGAAACCCCUGCCUGAGGAAGUACAGGGAUUUCUGCAUCCAUGGGGUCUGCCAGUACCUGAAGGACCUGCACACUCCAUCCUGCAUAUGUCUGGCAGGGUAUUCGGGGGAGCGGUGUCACCUCUUCAGCCUGCCAGUGGCCAAAGAGAAAGGGGGCUACAACAGGACGACGGCGCUGGCGGUGGUGGCUGUGGUGCUCUCCCUAGUGUGCCUCACUAUCAUCGGCAUCCUGCUGGCCCUCAGGUACCACAAGCGAGGUGAAUAUGAUGUGGAGAGUGAGGAGAAGGUCAAAUUGGGAACGACCUCACACCACUGAAGAGCAAGAAGAGAAUGGAGAUGGAAAUUCUACCUCAAAAAUAAAAUGGAGAAGUGCCGAGAGGAACACGCGGUUUUGGGAGAAGGGGAGAGUGAGUGUGUCUGGCACAAAUGUCUGUCGCCCCGAAACGACCGACAGACCGACAGGACUGACAUACAACACGGGAGGCAGGAAGAGGGAU
Messenger RNA from Megalops cyprinoides (Indo-Pacific tarpon), 1074 nucleotides. Its product is annotated as proheparin-binding EGF-like growth factor. Bases 225 to 893 code for a protein of 222 amino acids. The record is from RefSeq and is a predicted model, not a curated record. NCBI's taxonomy places the organism in Eukaryota, Metazoa, Chordata, Actinopteri, Elopiformes, Megalopidae. Gene Ontology annotation, biological process: positive regulation of cell population proliferation; positive regulation of mitotic nuclear division; epidermal growth factor receptor signaling pathway. The transcript has 6 exons.